Henningerozyma blattae CBS 6284 is the source of this 723-nucleotide messenger RNA. RefSeq lists its product as uncharacterized. NCBI's taxonomy places the organism in Eukaryota, Fungi, Ascomycota, Saccharomycetes, Saccharomycetales, Saccharomycetaceae. The record is from RefSeq and is a predicted model, not a curated record. The transcript has a single exon. Bases 1 to 723 code for a protein of 240 amino acids.
AUGUCCAAUCCAACAGAAAUUGAAAGAAGUAAACGUAUAGUUACAAUGAAUAACUUUACAAAAUUGUACUAUGUAAAUUGUAUUGUGAAGGAGAAAUUUGGUAUUUGCAAUACUGGUGUUACAGAAUGUAAUUUAGAGACUGCAAAACAAUUAAAAGAAGAAAUUCUUAAAAAAUACAAAGAUAAAAUGAUUGUUACUACUAUAGAAAAGCCAAGCAGCAAGUCUAGUGUUGUCCCAAAGAGUUAUGUAAUAGAAACUGAACAAAAAUUUGGUGAUAAUGAAUUGUAUAUAAUAGAAGAUAUUUCACCACCUUCAUCCAAAAGACAAAAGAUUGAAGAUACUACGGUCAAUUUGGAAGGUAAAACCUUAAUUUACAAUCUUAGCAAUCAGUCAAUUUCAAAUUCAUUUACAUCAUUUUCGCCAAAACAAGAUAUAUAUGAAUACAACUAUAACAGAGCUCUAUUGCAUAACAAUCUAAUUAUUAGCUCAGAUGGUAUUGAAAAUUGUACGUCAUUAUUUCCUGAAAUACAAGAACCGCCUCAAAAUGAAAUUGAUAUAGUUCCAAUUAUUAACUCCUUACCAACUUCUUCAUCAUUACAAGUGAGUCUUGCUGAAACCAAAGAACAAUGUAUCAAUAAUGAAAUUAUAACGAACCAUGAUAGAAGUAGUCCUCCAUUGAUGUGUCCGUUGAUUGGAUCCAGUAGUAGUAUAGACAACCAAUAG